ACCAAAUGCGCAUGCGUAAAAACAGAGCGUUCCUGGUUAUGCGCAUGCGCCUAGCCGACGAUAAGCAAUGGAGGAUCGACUGGAGGUAGGAGUGGGGAUUUCAUCAUCACUGGUGUCCACACCGCGACUGAUGGACAAUUGUUGAGAGAUCCGGACACAUUGUGGCUUCACAUUUCGGGACAUUCCCUGUCCAUUCCUACUCUCUCAACCCCACGAUCCGUACCUGGGCUCGCGGAGCUUUCUACUCAGGAGCGAAGGCGCUAGCACUAUUUACAUGGCGCAUGCGCAUCGAGGCUGCUGGAUGAGUCUCUCGUUUGUGAGGGUUUCUGGGUAGAGAGUCGGCCAUGGGUUCAAAGGAUCAUUUAGUAUCUGUACAUUGUACGUGGCCUAUCAGCGGCAUCAACAGAGCUUUACGAACUAAAUAAAAUACAGAAGGAAUAAGCGGAGCGGCCAUUGCCGAGAGUAGGCCAAUAACGAGAGUAGAAGCUCGGAAAAGGUGUCGGCUCUGUAAAGUGAGAAGAAAAAGUAUUUCAUCCCAGCUGGAAAUGUGCUUCAUGUCGGAAAUGAAGUUGUCUCUUUUAACCGUGAAAUCCUCUGGGAUUGUGUUGCUGAGAACACACCAGCUUUUGAUCACUAGAGAUCAGUUCUUCAACUGCAUUGACUAUGGGAGAGAUUCAAUCUUUCUGACAUCUGACUUGAUGAAAUGCCAGAGAAUUGAUAGCAGGGGUAUCAUUCUUUUUCUCUCAGUGUGAUAAGGAACUCUCUCAUUCAGCUGGCUCGCAGCACACCACCGAGUACAAACAGGAGAGAAACCGUUCAACUUCUCAGACUGUGGGAAAGGAUUCAAUUACUCAUCUGAUUGAUUGGCACACUGGUCAGUUUACACUGGAGAGAUGCUGUUCACAUGCUCAGACUGUGAGAAGCAAUUCACUGAAUCAUCUGACCUACUGGCACACAAGUCAGUCCACACUGUUAAUAGACCAUUCACCUGCUCAGACUGUGGGAAGAGAUUCACUCAGUCAUCUCAACUAAAGGCACAUCAGCGUAUUCACACGGGGGAGAGGCCAUUCACCUGCUCUGAUUGUGGGAAGGGAUUCACUCAGUCAACCCACUUAAAGAUACAUCAGUCAGUUCACACAGCGGAGAGGCCAUUCACCUGCUUCGACUGUGGGAAGGGAUUCACUCAGUCAUUCCAACUACUGGCCCACCAAUCGGUUCAUACAGGGGAGUGGUCAUUCACCUGCUCGGACUGUGGGAAGGGAUUCACUCAGUCCUCUAAACUGAAGGUACAUCAACGAGUUCACACUGGGGAGAGGCCAUUUACCUGCUCAGACUGUGGGAAGAGAUUUGCCCAGUCAUCUCAUCUGAAGGUACAUCAGCGAGUUCACACUGGGGAGAGACCAUUCACAUGCUCAGACUGUGGGAAGGGAUUCACUGAGUCAUCUACUCUGAAGGUACAUCAGCGAUGUCACACUGGGCAGAGACCGUUCACCUGCUCAGACUGUGGGAAGGGAUUUACUCGAUCAUCUUACCUUUUGGCACACCAGCGAGUUCACACGGGGGAGAGACCGUUCACCUGCUCGGACUGUGGGAAGGCAUUCACUCAGUCAUCUCAACUGAAGGUACAUCAGCGACUUCACACUGGGGAGAGGCCAUUUCCCUGCUCGGACUGUGGGAAGGGAUUCACUCGAUCAUCUUACCUACUGGCACACCGGCGAGUUCACACUGGGGAGAGACCAUUCACCUGCUCAGACUGUGGAAGAGGAUUCACUAAGUCAACUAACCUACAUAGACAUCAACGAGUUCACACUGGGGAGAGACAUGCUGAGACUUUGGCAAGGGAUUCACUGAGUUAUCUCAACUGAAGGAACGUCAGUGGGGAGUUCACAGUGGGGAGAGGCCGUUCACCUGCUCUGAUUGUCGGAAGACUUUCACAGGUGUGUUAACAACAAGGAGGGACCAUUCACCUACCCACUCAGUCAGCCAACCUGCAGAGACACCAGUCAUUUCACACUGGGGAGAGACCAUUCACCUGCUCUGAUUGUGGAAAGGGACUCAAAGGUGAUAAGGGUUUCUCAGACUCAUAAGGGAUUUACUCAACCGUCUGAUCUACUGGCACACAAGUGAGUUCACACUGGGGAGAGACCUGCGCAGACUGUGGGAAGUGAUUCACUUGGUCAUCUCAUAAAUUCACAUGGGGAGAGGCCAUUCACCUGCUCAGAAUGGCAAAGGAUUCACUCAGUCACGUUCCUUACUGGCACCCCAGUGAGUUCACACUGGGGAGAAGCCAUUCGCCUGCUCAGAUUGUGUGAAGGGAUUUGCUCAGUCAUCUCAACUGAGGCUACAUUCAGCAGGUUCACACUGGAUAGAAUCUUUCACCUGUUCAGACUGUGGGAAGGGAUUUGCUCAGUGAUUGUAUCUACUGGCACAACAGUGAGUUCAUACUGGGGAGUGGCUAUUCACCUGCUUUGGUUAUGGGAAGGGAUUCAGUUGGUCAUGUCACCUGCAGACACACCAGUCAGUUCACACUGGGGAGAGGCUGUUCACCCCCUGCUCAGAAUGUGGGAGGGGAUUUGCCCGAUUAUCUGACUGUUUGGAACGCAGGUCAGUUCACACUGGGGCGAGGCCACUUACCUACAUAGACUGUGGGAAGGGUUUCAAUUAGUCAUCCCAUCUGUACACACUUGGGGGAGACUUUUCACCUGUUCAGAUUGUGGGAAAUGAGUCACUCAGUCACCUCAACUGAAUAUUCUUUCUUUCUUUUUAAAUCUUUUUAUUAAUUUUUAAGCAAACAUAAAUGAAACAUGAAUACAAAGUGUUUGAGAGUACAUGGUUAAGUUUAAGUAGACAUUCAAAUAUAUAAUAAUCAAUAUAUAUAUCCUCCCAAACUCAUAGUAUUUAUGAACAAAAGAAAUAAAAAGAAAAAAAAACCCAAAAAAAAGAAGAAAAAUAACACUAAUUAACAUGGGCCUUUGCAUAAUGUUAGAUAUAUACAGUAGUGCCAAUAACUCCGAACCUCCAUCCAAAUAAUUAAGGAUAAUAAAAGUGAGGUUUAGGAAAAGACAAAUUAACUCAUACGAAAAUGUUGAAUAAAUGGUCUCCAAGUUUCUUCAAAUUUAACUGAAAGAUCAAAAGCAACACUUCUAAUUUUUUCUAAGCUCAAACAAGAGAUAGUUUGAGAAAACCACUGAAAUAUAGUUGGAGGAUUAAUUUCUUUCCAAUUCAAUAAAAUAGAUCUUCUAGCCAUUAACGUAACAAAUGCAAUCAUUCAUCAAGAUGAAGAGGAUAAACGACUAUUAUCCACCAUUGGUAAACCAAAAAUUGCAGUAAUAGGAUGAGGUUGGAAAUUGAUAUUCAGAACUCUUGAAAUAAUACUGAAAAUAUCUUUCCAGUAAUUUUGCAAACAAGGGCAAGACCAAAACAUAUGGGUCAAUGAAGCAACAUCAGAAUGACACCUGUCACAGGUUGGAUUAACAUGAAAAUAAAAUUGAGCAAGUUUAUCCUUAGACAUAUGAGCUCUAUGUACAACCUUAAAUUCUAUUAGGGCAUGUUUAGCACAAAUAGAGGACGAAUUGACUAAUAGUAAAAUUUUCUCCCACUGCUCAGUGGAUAUAAGACAAUGAAGUUCUUCUUCCCAUUCCUUCUUAAUUUUUUCUGAUACUUCUGGCGGUAUUUUCAUAAUCAUAUUAUAAGUGACAGCUACUAAACCUUUUUGACAAGGAUUCAGAGCUAAAAUUCUGUAAUGUUCAAUGGACAUAGUUUCGGAAAAGAAACUGAAUGUUCAACAGCAAAUUCACACUUAGACAAGGCAGUACAUCUAUUGAGACCAUAGGAAGGGAUUCAUUCAGUCAGGUUCCCUACUGGCACAGCAGUAAAUUUACUCUGGGCAGAAACCAUUCACCUUGCUCUAAGUCUGGGAAGGGAUUCAUUUGGCCAAUCCACCAUGUGAUACAUUACUGAGCUCACUCUGGAGAAAAGGCUGAAAUAAGCUGCAUAACGGAUAGUUAACCAUCGCAGUUACUGAAUCCAGAUUCAGGUUCAGCAUCAUGGUCACCAUGCAUGGGAGGAGUUUCUUCUGCUGAUGUAUAUUCUGUCUAUUGUAUUUUAUGUUGUGUGUUUUUAUAAUGGGUUAUGAAUGAACACUUUCCAAGCAUUGAUAGCUACAGCAAUGCCUUUAAAGGGGAUGUGAAACAAUGGUUGACCGAUAAAUGUUUUAGUGAAGGUCAUGUUGCUGUAAUAAGUGAAAAUGUGUCUCACCUUCCAACAGAUAAUGUUGAUUGUCAUCAAGAAAUUGCCCUAUAUACUUAGGGAUAAAUGGAGAAUGGUUGUCUUUGAACUGCAAGAAAGGCACAACUGUAAGACUACUUUUGCUGGUAUUGUUGAUUUUAUGGAAAGGCAAGUAAAGUUUGCAACAGACCCUGUAUUUGGGAUGCUCCAUCUCCUGCACUAAGCAAAGGUGUGAACAAAACUAAGUCACAAUGUUGUUCUAAGGCUAAAGGAAUCAGCUUUGCCUACUGUGGCCACUAUGAUAAGUAAUACUAAAACUGAGCCUGGAACUAAUGGAAGGGAAAUGGCCUAAAACAAGCUGGAUGAACUCAGCAGGUCGGGCAGCAUCCAUUAAAAUGAGCAGACAACGUAUCAGGCCGAGACGCUUCGUCAGGACUGUCCUGGACAUAGUUUCAGGAUUGGAAGUAGCUAGCUUAGAUAGUGAAAACUAAGGUCAACUAUCUAUACACAGGAAAGUAUGCCUAUCAACAGAGGGAACAUUCCAUGAUGGUGGGAUCUCCAGGGAUGGUCUCACCUGAAACAUGUCCGUUUGCCAGAGAUUGAUUUGGAAAUUGAGCUGCUGAGGGGGACGAAUGUGCCUGAGGCAUUGGAGCCAUUGCAAGUGAUUUGCAAUGUUAAUAAUAGACUUUAUACAAUUAGAAUAAUAUUGGAAUGGACUGUGAAUAGACCACUGAAUUGAGACAAUGGUGAUGGGAGAGACCGUGUAUAAGGCUGACAGUUAACAGGGUCUGAGUUUUGAACUUGGAUGAGCUUUAACAGGGGCAGUUCAAAGCCUGAAUGCAGACAAGAUGACCAACCUGUUUUGUCAAAGGAAGACCCUAAUGCUGGUUACAAAUUCUGCAAAACUGGUGGAUGGCCACUAACAGAUUAGUUUACCUUUGAGAAAGAAGGAGGUUAACAUGUCAAGUAACCAGAGGAUCUAACAGAGGAAAGUCACAGUGGGCAGGUCUCUAACAUGGCCUCUGUGACUCAAAGGGGAAGAGGGAGAAGAGAAAUGCUGUGAUGAUAGGGAAUUCACUAUUUAGGGGAACAGACAGGAGGUUCUGUGGACGAGAAUGAGAUGUUGCAUCCCAGGUGCCAAGGUACGGGAUAUCUCAGGUUGAGUCCUCAGUGUUUUGAAGUGGGAGGGUGAACAGGCAGAAGUCAUGGUCCAUGUAAGUACCAAUAGGUAGGACAGGUGAUGAGAUACUGCACAAUGGAGUUUAAACUAGAGUUGCAGGGGGAUGUGAACUGGAGUGCCAGAACAGUUAAUGGAGUGGUUGUGGAAGGAGCUGUUGGUAAGACCUCAGGCAAAGUUAGGAAUCAGAAGGUCGAGCGUGGUGCAGCUAGUGUUCUGAGCUGCCUAUAUUUCAAUGCAAGAGUAUUGAAGGAAAGGCAGAUAAUAGUGCUGACGACAAGGAAGCUGGUUUACAAACAAAGGUAAUGUGUAGUGAGGAGAGGCUGUUGAUAGGGCAAAAUUGCAGUCAGCAGGAUGAGUUGCUAUGUAAAAGGCGGACAGAAUCGAAAAGAGUGAACGCAGGACUGAAGGUGUUACAUUUGAAUGUGUGCAAUUUAUGGAAUACGGUAGAUGAACUUGCAGCACAGUUGCAAAUUUGCAGGUAUGAUGUUGUAGGCAUCACUGAAUCAUGGCUGAAAGAAGAUUAUAACUGGGAGCUUAAUGUCCAAGGAUGGAUAUUGUAUCGAAUUAGGCAGAAAGGCAGGGGAGCAACAUUGCUCUAUUGGUAAAAAAUUAAAUCAAAUCAUUGGAAAGAGAUGAUGUGGGGUUGGAAGGUAUUGAAUCAUUGUGGAUAGAGCUAAGGAACUAUAUGGGUAAAAAGAGUCUAAUGGAAGUUGUAUACAGACCCUGAAUCAGUAGUAAGGAUGUGGCCUACAAAUUUCAAUGGGAGAUAGAAAAUGCAUGCCAAAAGGGCAGUGUUGCAGUAGUCAUGGGGGACUUCAGUAUGCAGGUAGAUUAGGAAAAUCAGGGUGGUGCUGGAGUCCAGGAGAGAGGAUUUCUAGAGUGCCUAUGAGAUGGCUUUUUAGAGUAGCUCAUGGUUGAGCCCACUAGGGGAUCAGCUGUUCUGGAUUGGGUGUUGUGUCAUGAGCAAGAAUUGAUUAGAGAAUUUAAGGUAAAAGUGAUCAUUAUAUGAUUGAAUUCACCCUGAAAUUUGAGAAGGAGAGCUAAAGUCAGAUCUAUUAGUAUUAGACUGGAGUAAAGGGAAUUACAGGGGCAUGAGAGAGGAGUUGGCUAGAGUUGAUUGGAUAAGAACACCGGCAAGGAUGAUGGCAGAGCAGCAAUGACUGGAAUUUCUGAAAGCAAUUUGGAAGAUACAGAAUAUAUUGAUAACAAAGAGGAAGAAGUAUUGGAAAGAUGACACAACCAUGGUUAACAAAUGAAGUCAAAGCCAACAUAAAAACCAAAGAGAGGGCAUAUAAUAGAGCAAAAAUUAGUCGGAAAUUUAAAAACCAACAGAAGGCAACUAAAAAAAAUCAUUAAGGUAAAGAUGGAAUACGAAAGUAAGUUAGCCAAUAAUAUUAAAGAGGAUACCAAAAGUUUCUUCAGAUACAUAAAGUGUAAAAGUGAGGCGAGAGUAGAUGUCGGACCGCUUGAAAAUGGUGCUGGAGAGGGAGUAAUGGGGAACAACGAAAUGGCGGACGAACUGAAUAAGUAUUUUGCGUCAGUCUUCAGUGUGGGGGAAAAAAACAGCAGAAUGGUGGAAGCUCCAGUUGUUGGGGUCAUGAAGUGUGUAAAGUUAGCAUAACUAGAGAGAAGGUUCUUGGGAAAGUGAAAUGUCUGAAGUCACCUGGACCAGAUGGUGCCUAUCCCAGGGUUCUGAAAGAUGUGGGUGAAGAUAUCGUGGAGGUAUUAGUAAUGAUCUUUCAAGAAUCACUAGAUUCUGUAAUGGUUCCAGAAGACUGGAAAAUUGAAAAUGUCACUCCAUUCUUCAAGAAAGGAAACUAUAGGACAGUUAGUCUGAUGCUAGUGGUUGGAAAGACGUUGGAGUCAAUUUUGAAGGAUGAAGGCUCAGGGUACUUGGAGACACAUGAUAAAAUAGGCCGUAGUCAACAUGGUUUUCUCAAGGGAAAAUCUUGCUUGACAAAUCUGUUGGAAUUCUUUGAAGAAAUAGCAAGCAGAAUAGACAAUGGAGAAUCGGCUGAUGUUGUGUACUUGUAUUUUCGGAAGGCCUUUGACGAGGUGCCAUAUAUGAGGCUGCUUAGCAAGCAAUGAGCGCGUGGUAUUACAGGAAAGAUUCUAACUUGGAUAAAGCUGUGGCUGAUUGGCAGGGGGCAAAGAGUGGAAAUGAAGCCUUUUUUGGUGGGUGCCAGUGACAAGUGGUGUUCCACAGGGGUAUGUGUUGGGACAGAUUCUUUGUACGUAUUGUGUCAGUGAUUUGAAUGAUGGAAUUGAUGACUUUGUUGCAAAGUUUGCAGACGAUAUGAAGAUAGGUGGAGGGGCGGGUACUUUUGAGGAAGUAAGGAAACUACGGGAGGACUUAGAUUAGGAGAAUGGGCAAAUAAAUGGCAGAUGGAAUACAAUUUCAAGAGAUGUAUGGUAAUGCACGAUGGUAGAAGAAAUGAAAGGGUUGACUAUUUUCUAAGUGGACAGAAAAUAUUUUUAAAAAUUGAGGUGUAAAGCAACGUCCUUGUGCAGGAUUCCCUAAAGGUUAAUUUGCAGGUUGAGUGUGGUGAGGGAGGCAAACGUAUUGUUAUCGUUCAUUUCAAGAGGACUAGAAUAUAAAAGCAAGGAUGUAAUGUUGAGAAUUUAUAAAGCACUGAUGAGUCCUCACUUGCAGUAUUGUGAGCAGGUUUGAGUCCCUUAGAAAGCAUGUGCUGAAGCUGGAGAGGAUUCAAAGGUGGUUCAUGAAAAUGAUUACAAUUAUGAAUGACGUCAUAUAAGAGUGUUUGAUUGCUCUGGGCCUGUAGUCACUAGAAUUCAGAGUAAUGAUGGGUGAUCUCAUUGAAACCUAUUGAAUGCUGAAAGACCUUGAUAGAGUGGAUGUGGAGAGUCUAAGGCCAGAAGACACAGCUUCAGAAUGAAGAGACGUCCUUUUAGAAUAGAGAUAAAGAGGAAUUUUCUCAGUCAGAGAGUGGUGAAUCUGUGGAAUUCUUUGCCACAGACAACUGUGGAGGCCAAAUCAUUAUGUAUAUUUAAGGCAGAGGUUGAUAGUUUCUUGAUUGGUCAGAGCAUGAAGGGAUACAGGGGGAAGGCAGGAAAUUGGGGCUGAGAGUAAAAUUGAUGAAAUGACAGGGCAGACUCAAUGGCCAAAUGGGCCAAUUCUGCUCCUAUAUCUUAUAGCCUUAUAACAUGACGAUUGUGGACAGCAUGCUCUAAAUCUAAGGUAGAUAUUUAAGAGGGAUUUGUAAUUUCACAGUGACUACUCAGCUUUCAAGAAGGAUGUCAUCUCCAAAAGUUACGCUGAAAGAAUGCCAUCAGAAGAUCUGGAUCGCAGUGAUGGUAAGGUCUAGUAUAUUCAACAUCAUGGUGUUUACCACCCCAGAGAAGGAGUGCUGUGUUUGUGGAGUAACUUUUCUGUGAAUAUCACUUCAUGUUUAGUUCUUACAGGACCAGAUCUUACUAGCUCAUUGGUUGGAGUCCCAGCCAGAUUCAGAAAGGAACCAGUGGUGAUCAUGGUAGAUCUUAAAUCAAUGUUUCAUCAGUUUAAAGUACCAGUGGAAGAUACAGAUAUUUUGUGCAGAAGACAACGAAGAACAGUUUAGCUGUGAAACGGUGGAUAAGGUUUUGCAUUGUUUCUGUGUUGAUGACUGUUUUGUGUCAGUGUUCUUUGAGGAAGAAACAGCGUCUCUCUAUCAUGUGCUAAGUGUGGCUUUCAACUCACAAAGUGGAUGAGCCCCAGACAUAGUGUGUUAGCUGUUAUACCAGUAGAGCAAAGAGCGAAAGCCAUGAAGGAUUUGGAUCAAGAUAUACUUUCAGUGGAGAGUGUAUUGGGUGUGCAUUUCAGUUUGAUCCUUCCAAGUUUAAGAUCACGAUUCAAGGACCACUCACCAGAGUGGUGGUCCUCUCCACUGUUAGUUUCAUCUACGAUUCUUUAGGAAUCUUGAGUUUGGUGGUGCUAAUUGCUAAGAUCAUACAAGAUCUAUGUAAGAAAGAGCUUGGCCUGGUUGACAUGAUGCCAACACCUUUUGCUCAUGUGUGGGCAAGCUGGUUGGAAGAACUCUGCCGGUGGAAAGACUUCAUGGUUGUUAGAUAUUUGAACCCCUAGGACUUUGGUAAAGUUAUUGCUGCAUGGUAACAUCACUUUUCAGAUGCAGGCGAAGAUAGCUAUGGUGCAGUGUCUUACCCGUUGUCGCACAACACAUGCUCUCGGGUGCACUGUGCUUUUAUCAAGGGACAACCUAGGGUACCUCCAUUGAAAUCAGUUUCCAUCCCUUUUAUGGAGGUCGCUGUUGUUACAAAGGCAAUCUGUAUGGAGACAAUGUGGCAGAAGGAGUUGCACAGGCAGCUUUGUGACUCAGUUCUGUGGACUGAUUGUACUUCUGAACUGAAGUAUAUUAAGAAUGAAACUUAUAGGUUCCAAACCUUUGUUGCUGAAAUUCUUAAGGUUUUACAAGCAUCACAAUGGAGAUUGUAAACACUUCAAGGGACCUAGCAGAUGUGGCCUCUUGAUGGUUGAGAGUGGAAGCAUUCCUGAAGAAUGAAACAUGGGUGUCAGAACAUCAAUAUCUUUUUCAGCCUGAAAGGGAUUGGCCCGUGAAUCCUGAUUCUUCUGGAGCAUUCCUGCCAGGUGAUCUGGAAGUCAGAAGAAGUGUUUCAAUGGAUGCCAUGCAGAUUGAAGAGGAGGUGGACACGGGAGCAUGUAUGAUCCAUCACUUCUUGUUUUGGACUUGUUUGAGGAAGACAGUGGCUUGGAAUCUUAGAUUUAAGAAAUUCCUCUUGUUUCUUAGUUGGAUGAGGAUGCAAUUGAGUAUCGCUCUUGCUCAGUCUGAUUUGGAUGAAUAAUGACAAGUAUAUUGUUCAGAGAGAAAUAUUGAGAAGGCCAAAGGUCUGACUGACCGAGUUUAUCUCUCAGUGGAGGAGCUCAGAAAGGCUGAAAUGGAGAUAGAAACAUAGAAAAUAGGUGCAGGAAAAGGCUAUUUGGCCCUUUGAGCCUGCACUGCCAUUCAGUACAAUCAUGGCUGAUCAUCAAAACCCUGUACCUGCUUUCCCUCCAUACCUCCGAUCACUUUAGCCACAAGGGCCAUAUCUAACUUCCUCUUAAAUAUAGCCAAUGAACCAGCCUCAACUGUUUCCUGUGGCAGAGAAUUCCACAGAUUCACCACUCUCUGUGUGAAGAAGUUUUUCCUUAUCUCGGUCCUAAAAGGCUUCCCCUUUAUCCUUAAACUGUGACCCCUCGUUCUGGACUUCCCCAACAUACGUUUCAAUAAGAUCCCCCCUCAAUCUUCUAAAUUCCAGUGAGUAUAAGCCUAGUCGAUCCAGUCUUUCUUCAUUUGAAAGUCCUGCCAUCCCAGGAAUCAAUCUGGUGAACCUUCUUUAUACUCCCUCUAUGGCAAGAAUGUCUUUCCUCAGAUUCAGGGACCAAAACUGCACACAAUACUCGAGGUGCGGUCUCACCAAGGCCUUGUAAAACUGCAGUAGAACCUCCGUGCUCCAGUACUAAAAUCCUUUUGCUAUGAAUGCCAACAUACCAUUUGCCUUUUUCACCGCCUGCUGUACCUGCAUGCCCACCUUCAAUGACUGGUGUACAAUUACACCCAGGUCUCGUUGCACCUUCCCUUUUCCUAAUCAGCCGCCAUUCAGAUAAUAAUGUUUUCCUGUUCUUGCAACCAAAGUGGAUAACCUCAUAUUUAUCCACAUUAAAUUGCAUCUGCCAUGAAUUUGCCCACUCACCUAACCUAUCCAAGUCACCCUGCAUCCUCUUAGCAUCCUCCUCACAGCUAACAUCGCUGCCCAGCUUCAUAUCAUCCACAAACUUGGAGAUGCUGCAUUUAAUUCCCUCAUCUAAAUCAUUAAUAUAUAUGUUGUAAACAACUGGGGUCCCAGCACUGAGCCUUGCAGUAGCCCACUAGUCACUGCCUGCCAUUCUGAAAAGGUCGGGUUUAUUCCCACGCUUUGCUUCCUGUCUGCCAACCAAUUCUUUAUCCAUAUCAAUACCGUAGCCCCCAUACUGUGUGCUUUAAGUUUGCACGCUAAUCUCCUGUGUGGGACCUUGUCAAAAGCCUUUUGAAAAUCUAAAUAUACCACAUCCACUGGCUCUCCCCUAUCCAUUCUACUAGUUACAUCUACAGAAAAUUCUAUAAGAUUUGUCAGACAUGAUUUUCCUUUCACAAAUCCAUGCUGACUUUGAUGAUUUCACCUCUUUCCAAAUGUGCUGAUAUCGCAUCUUUGAUAACCGACUCUAGCAUUUUCCCCACCACCGAUGUCAGACUAACCGAUCUAUAAUUCCCCGGUUUCUUUCUCCCUCCUUUUUUAAAAAGUGGGGUUACAUUAGCCACCCUCCAAUCCUCAGGAACUAAUCCAGAAUCUAAGGAGUUUUGAAAAAUUAUCACUCAUGCAUCCACUGUUUCUUGGGCUACUUCCUUAAGCACUCUGGGAUGCAGAUCAUCUGGCCCUGGGGAUUUAUCUGCCUUUAAUCCCUUCAAUUUACCUAACACCACUUCCCUACUAACAUGUAUUUCCCUCAGUUCCUCCAUCUCACUAGACCCUCGGUCCCUUACUAUUUCCGGAAGAUUAUUUAUGUCCUUCUUAGUGAAGGCAGAACCAAAGUAGUUAUUCAAUUGGUCUGCCAUGUCUUUGUUCCCUAUGAUCAAUUCACCUGUUUCUGACUGUAAAGGACCUACGUUUGUCUUGACCAAUCUUUUUCUUUUCACAUAUCUAUAAAAGCUUUUACAGUCAGUUUUUAUGUUCCCUGCCAGCUUUCUCUCAUAAACUUUUCUCCCUUUCCUAAUUAAGCCCUUUGUUCUUCUCUGCUGGUCUCUGAAUUUCUCCCAGUCCUCAGGUAUGCCGCCUUUUUUGCUAAUUUAUAUGUUUCUUCUUUGGACUUGAUACUAUCCCCAAUUUCCCUUGUCAGCCACGGGUGCACUACCUUCCCUGGUUUAUUCUUUUGCCAAACUGGGAUGAACAAUUGUUGUAGUUCAUCCAUACGAUCUUCAAAUGCUUGCCAUUGCAUAUUCACUGUCAACCCUUUCAGUAUCAUUUGCCAGUCUGUCUUAGCUAAUUCACGUCUCAUACCUUCAAAGUUACCCUUCUUUAAGUUCAGAACCUUUGUUUCUGAAUUAACUAUGUCACUCUCCAUCUUAAUGAAGAAUUCCAUCAUAUUAUGGUCACUCUUACCCAAGGGGACUCGCACGACAAGAUUGCUAACUAACCCUUCCUCAUUGCUCAAUACCCAAUCUAGAAUGGCCUGCUCACUAAUUGGUUCCUCGACAUGUUGGUUCAGAAAACCAUCCCACAUACAUUCCAAGAAAUCCUCUUCCUCAACACCCUUACCAAUUUGUUUCACCCAAUCUAUAUGUAGAUUGAAGUCACCCAUUAUAACUACUGUUCCUUUUUUGCACGUAUUUCUAAUUUCCUGUUUAAUGCCAUCCCCAACCUCACUACUACUGUUAGGUGACCUGUACACAACUCCCACCAGCGUUUUCUGCCCCUUAGUGUUAUGCAGUUCUACCCAUAUCGAUUCCACAUCCUCCAGGCUAAUGUCCUUCCUUUCUAUUGCAUUAAUCUCCUCUCUAACCAGCAAUGCUAUCCCACCUCCUUUUCUUUCCUGUCUAUCCCUCCUGAAUAUCGAAUAUCCCUGGAUGUUGAGCUCCCAUCCUUGGUCACCCUGGAGCCAUGUCUCUGUGAUCCCAACUAUAUCAUAUUCAUUAAUAACAAUCUGUACAUUCAAUUCAUCCACCUUGUUACGAAUGCUCCUUGCAUUGACACACAAAGCCUUCAGGCUUGUUUUUACAACACUCUUAGCCCUUAUACAAUUAUGUUGAAAAGUGGCUCUUUUUGCUUUUUGUCCUGGAUUUGCCUGCCUGCCACUUUUACUUUUCUCCUUACUACUUUUUGCUUCUACCCUCAUUUUACACCCCUCUGUCUCUCUGCACUUGUUCCCAUUAUGUUUUGCUAAAGAAACAUAUUUCCAUAUGAAUUCUCAAGUUUGCAAAGGGGCAAAAGCAUGAAAAGGAACUGCCAUAUUUUCAAGCUCAAUCCAGUACUUGAAGAUGAUGUCUUGAGGGUUGGCGGAUGGCUUAGUAGGGCAGCCAGGCCUGAAGAGUUUAAACAUCCUGUUGUACUAGCAGAGGAUCUCCGUACCUCAGACUUAUUUAGAAAAACAUAGAAAACCCUCAGCACAAUACAGGCCCUUAAGCCCACAAAGCUGUGCCAACCAUGUCCUUACCUUAGAAAUUACUUAGGCUUACCUUUAUUUUUCUAAGCUCCAUGUACCUAUUCAGGAGUCUCUUUAAAGACCCAAUCGCACCUGCCUCCUGCAGCCCAUUCUACACAUUCACCACUCUCUGCAUAAAAAUACUUAUCCCUGACAUCUCUGUACCUACUUCCAAACAUCUUAAAACUGUGCCCUCAUGUGCUAGCCAUUUCAGCCCUGGGAAAAGCCUCUGACUAUCCACAUGAUCAAUGCUUCUCAUCAUCUUAUACACCUCAAUCAGGUCACCUCUCAUUCUCUGUCACUCAACCUAUUCUCAUAAGGCAUGCCCCCCAAUUCAGGCAACAUCCUUGUAAAUCUCCUCUGUACCUUUCUAUGGUUUCCACAUCCUGUAGUGAAGUGACCAGAACUGAGCAUAGUACUCCAAGUGGGGUCUGACCAGGGUCCUAUAUAGCUGCAACAUUACCUCUCAGUUCCUAAGUUCAAUUCCACGAUUGAUGAAGGCCAGUCCACCAUGCAUUCUUAACCACAGAGUCAACCUGAACAGCAGCUUUGAGUGCCCUAUGGACUUGGACCCAUACUGUCAUCACACUGCCAAGAGUCUUACCAAGAAUACUAUAUUCUGCUGUCAUAUUGGACCUACCAAAAUUAACCACCUCACACUUAUCUAGGUUGAACUUCAUCUGCCACUUCUCAGCCCAGUUUUGCAUCCUAUCGAUGUCCUGCUGUAACCUCUGACGGCCCUCUAUACUAUCCUGAACACCUCCAACCUUUAUGUCAUCAGCAAAUUUACUAACCCAUUCCUCCACUUCCUCAUCCAGGUCAUUUAUAAAAAUCACGAAGGGUAGGGGAUUCAGGGAUCCCUGAAGCACACCACUGGUCACUGACUUUCAUGUAAAAUAUGACCCAUCUACAACCACUCUUUGCCUUGUGUGGGCAAGCCAAUUCUGGAUCCACAAAGCAGUGUCCCCUUGGAUCCCAUGCCUACUUAUUUCUGAGGCCUGUCUUUCAAGAGGUGGGACAUGGUGGCCUUAAUACUGGAUUCCUGGCACUGAUAUGGCUAUAAGAAGAAUCCUGUCUAAGUGUGUUGUUUGUCAACAGUUGCACGCGGUUCCAGGAUGUCAGCACGUGGCGAACUACCUGUGGACAGGGUUUCUCCAGAUGAACCUCCCUUUAUAUGUGUAGAAGUAGACUACUUUAGACCUUUUGAGGUGAAGGGCAGAAGGAGUACGAUGAAGACGUAUGGGGUCAUAUUUGCCUGUCUAGUUAUAUGAACUGUUCACAUUGAAGUGGCAUCUUUGUUAUGCACCUUGAGACUUUAUAGUAAGAGGUGGACAGAUCUGUGAACUGCACUCUGAUAACUUUGAUGAAGCUGAGUGUGAGUUAAGAGAAGCCAUUGAGAAGUGGAGCCAUUCGAAGAUCAUUGACGUCCUUCUUCUGAAAGGAAUUCCAUGGAUUUCUAAUCACCUGGUUGGCUUUUAUCAUGAGGGAACAUGGGAGAAAUUGAUCAGGUCUGUUUGAAGGAUUUUCAAUUCCACCAUGAAGGUACAAAAUCUUGAGAACGAGGGUUUCUACACAGUCCUUUGCAAAAUAGAGGCUAUUACCCAUGGUCAUUCAACUACUAAGGCAUCCUCUGAUCCCAAUAAUUCGGAAGCUGUAAUACCCGACCAUCUGUUGCAGCUGAAGACUUCACCAUCCGCCACCAGGAGACUUCCAAAACGGAAGACAUUGAACUUAUCACAUCCAAUACAGGUCAAACUUGUUUUGGAAUGGUGGGUGAAGGAGUACUUAGCACAGUUAUAGGAACAUCAGAAAUGGUCAGGUAUUGAGUGCAAUUUCCUUCCAAUAAAGUUGCCUUGCAGCUCAUGGAUCCACAGGAAGAGUACUUCGAAUCUUUCCAGACAAGAGGAUUUGUGCUGCAAAUGUGCAUCAAGACCAAGACUUGACUGGACAAGCCUAUAUCUGUCUUUCACAGGAGGCAGAGGUUUCAGGAACUACAGUUCUAAAAGCUUCAUGACUUUGACUUGACUUACUGACUUGUCAGAGAGAGAUAUUAAUGAUUACUCUGUACUGGCUAAAGUGCUGACACUUCUGGUCUAGGUAACUAACAUAAUUUGAUUGAAAGAAGAAAGAGCACAUUUGCAUAAAUGUAAAGAUAUUUAUCCUUGAAGAUUUCAUGUUUCCUAAUUUUGUAGUAUUUAGUUGAGAUUAUUAUUUAAUAAUUAGGGGCUGGGACGUCAGAGCCAUCUAUCUAUAUUCUGUCUGUCUACAUUAUAGUUUAUGUUGCGUGUAUUUAUUGUGGACUAAGAGGUCCGAUCAAUGUUGGGACCAGAGUACUUCAAAGAGGUUACUGGCAGGUCGGCGAAGCUAGUAUACAAGGAGAGCUUCACGGACAUUCUAUAUGUCCAGUCAGCAUUGGGAGCAGAGCACUGCAAAUUAAAUAAAAGUACAGAAUGGGCAAGCGGGGCAGCCAUUGUUGGGAGUAGGCUAGCAGUGAGAGUAGGAUUGUCAGGCUUUGACGAGAAGAGGUUGAGGCCAAAGAACCAGGUUAGAAGUUUUGGUUUUGGCUGCCCAUUGUACAGUGCAGGCAGGAUGGCAGAUAUGGCAGAGGAAUGCUCAUCCUGUAAGAUAUGGGAAUUCAUGGAACCUGCUUGUCUCCCUGAUAACUACACCUGAAGGAAGUACACCCAACUCCAGCUCAUGAAAGUUCAUAAGGAACUGGAGCUGGGAUUGGAUCAUCCAGGAGGCAGAGCAAAUGAUAGAUACAACUUUUGAGCAGAUGGUUACACCCAGAGUGCAGAAUUAGGGGAGUAGAUGGGUGAACACAGAGAGGUACAAGGAAAAGGAAGUCCCCCUGUAGGCUGUUCCCCUCAGCAACCCCUUUGGAUACUGCUGAGGGGGUUGACCUAUCUGGGCAACGCAGCAGCAGCCAGACCAAUAGCAUUGUGGUCAGCUCUGAGCCCCAGAAGGGUGAUGUAAAGUCAAGGGGAGCAAUAGUCAGAGGGGACUUGAUGGGGGACAGAUAGGAGAUUCUGUGGCUGCAAAAGAGACAUCAGGAUGGUGUGUUGCCUCCUGGAUGCUAGGGUCCAGGAUGUCUCUGAGCCAUUGCAGAAUAUUCUGGAAGGUGUGUGUGAGCAGCCAGAAGUUGUGGUACAUGUUGGUACCAAUGAUACAGGCAGGAGAGGGGUAGAGGUCCUGCGUAGUAAGUUUAGGGAGUUAGGAAGGAGUCUGAAGUGCAGGACCUCUAAGGUGGUAAUCUCCGAUUACUCCUGGUGCCACAAGAUAGUGAAGAUCAAAACAGGAAGAUAGCGCAGAUGAAUGAGUAGCUGAGGAGAUGGUUCAGGGGGCAGGGUUUCAAGUUUUUGGAUCUUUGGAACCUGUUCUGGGGAAGGGGUGAUCUGUACACGUGGGAAGGGUUGCACCUGAACUGGAGGGAAACUAAUAUCCUAGGAGGGAAGUUUGCUAAUGCUACUGGACAGUUUUUAAACUAGAUUUGCAAGGAGGUAGGAACCGAAGUGAAGAGACAGAAGAUGGUGCAGUUGGCGCACAAGUAGUGACAGCUUGUAAGGGAGUUUAUGAGAAAGGAUAGGCAGAUGAUAGAGCAAAGAAGCACUCAACCAGAUGGUUUGAGAUAUGUCUAUUUUAAUGCAAGGAGUAUGAUAAGCAAGGUGGAUGAAAGAGCACGGAUCAAUACACGGAACUAUGAUGUUGUGGCCAUUACAGAAACUUGGAUUGACUUGGGCAGGAAUGGCUGCUGGGCUUUAGAUGUUUCAAAAAGGACAGGGUGGGAGGCAAAAGAGGUAGGGGAGUGGCACUGCUAGUCAGUGAUAGUAUCAUGGCUGCAGAUAAUGACCAGGGUAGCCCAUCUUGUAAAAACGCUGCCCAGAAGAAGGCAAUGAGAACCACUCAUGGAAGGAUUGUCUACUGAGUCAUUGUGGGUGGAAGUCAGAAACAGGAAGGGGGUAAUAACUUCACUCCUGAUGAAGGGUUUCGGCCCGAAAUGUCGUCACUACCUCCUUCCAUAGAUGCUGUCUGGCCUGCUGAGUUCUGCUGUUUCGUGUUUUUAAUAACUUUACUGCAUGUUUUCUAAUAGAUCCUUCAAUAGUAACAGAAACAUCGAGGGGCAGAUAGGGAGGCAGAUUCUGGAACAGUGCAAUAAUAAUAGGGUUGUUGUGAUGGGAAAUUUCAACUUUCCUAAUAUUGACUGUUAUCUCCUUAGAGCAAGGGGUUUAGAUGGGGUGGAGUUUGUUAGGUGUGUUUAGGAAGGUUUCCUGAUGCAAACCAACUAGAGGAGAGGCUGUACUUGAUCUGGUAUUGGAAAAUGAACCUGGUUAGGUGUCAGAUUUCUUCUCAGUGGGAGAGCAUUUUGGUGGUAGCAAUCAUAGCUCUUUCUGUGUUACCAUAGCACUGGAGAGUGAUAGGAGCAGACAAUUUGGGAAAACAUUGGGGUGAGGGAAAUUUGCUAUUAGGCAGGAACUUGGGAACAUAAAUUCGAAGCAGAUAUUCUCAGGGAAAUGCACGACAUUAAUGUGGCAAAUAUUCAGGGAACAUUAGCAUGGAUAUGUACCAUUGAGUUCUAGAGCCAUAAGGUAAUGUUACAGCUAUAUAAGACCUUGAUUGGACCUGUGUUCAGUUCUAGUCACCUCGCUAUAGGAAGGAUAUGAGUACUAUAGAGAGUGCAGAGGAGUUUUACAAGGAUGCUGCCUGGAUAGAGAGCAUGCCUUUUGAGAAUAAAUUGAGUGAACCUGGCCCUUUCUCCUUGGAGUGACAAAGGAUGAGAGGUGACCUAAUAGAGGUAUAUAAGAUGAUGAGGAGCAUUGAUCAUGUGGUAGCCCGAGGCUUUUCCCCAGGCUGAAAUAGGUAACAUGGCAAGACAUAGUUUUAAGGUGCUUUGAAGUAGGUACAAGGGGAUAUCAGAGGUAAGUUUUUCACACAGAGUGGUGGGUGCGUGGAAUGUACUGCCGGCGAGGUUGUUAAAGGUGUAUACAAUAGGGUCUUUUAAGAGACUCUUAGAUAGGUACAUGGAGAUUAGAAAAAUAGAGGGCUAUACGGUUGGGAAAUUCUAGGCAGUUUCUUGAGUCUUUAAAGUGCUGUGGAUUUCUGUGUUACUAAGUAAUCUGUCAGGUUGGGGUGAGAUGAAGCAAAUGAGUAUAGUUCUGAAUUCACACUUUGUCCUCAUUAGUUUAAUUUAGUUGAGGGGAGGUGAAACAAGGAAUUAAUAUUUUUUGCUGACUGCUUAUUUCAUUUAUUUUGAUUAUUUACAAUAUUCACUUAUUUUGUUCGUUUCAGUAAUUCUGCCAUUUUCACUAAUGUCGCUAUAUUAGAUUGUUCAUUUUUGCUUGUUUCAUAAUAAAUAAUCCAACAUA
Messenger RNA from Hypanus sabinus (Atlantic stingray), 18958 nucleotides. RefSeq names its product zinc finger protein 239-like. The transcript has 2 exons. Gene Ontology annotation, biological process: regulation of transcription by RNA polymerase II. Gene Ontology annotation, molecular function: DNA-binding transcription factor activity, RNA polymerase II-specific; RNA polymerase II cis-regulatory region sequence-specific DNA binding. The record is from RefSeq and is a predicted model, not a curated record. NCBI's taxonomy places the organism in Eukaryota, Metazoa, Chordata, Chondrichthyes, Myliobatiformes, Dasyatidae. The coding region runs from base 894 to 1865 and encodes 323 amino acids.